GUAUAGCAAGUACGUGGAAGAUACGGAAUGAGAGGCGAGGAAGAAGGAGGAAGAGGAGAAGGAGAAAGCAAAAAGAGAAGAGGAAGCUAAGCUCCUAUUAUGGAGGAAAGAGCGUGAAGCUUUUGAAGAAGCAAUGGGGGAACGACUUGAGAAAAGAUUGGAUGAGUUAGGCAUCGACAAGGGUAAGAUGGUUGAUACCGGCGGCGGUCAGACUUCCACGGAUGAAGCACUCCGAUUGAGGAUGGAGAAUGAAGAUCUCAAGCGCAAGCUCAGUGAAGCCUUGGGUCCUUCUGGGGAAGAUCGUGUGCAUUACCUUCAGAACGAAGUUAUGCUGUUACGCAAGCAGGUUGGGGAGAGGCACGUGAAUGAAGACGUGAUCGUUGCGCUCAAAGCCGAGAUAUGUGAGCUGAAGCAGACGGCCUUGGUGAAAACUAAUUUCGAACAAGAGAUCGCGGGGCUUCGUAAGGAGGUGAACCUACUUCGAGAUCAGAAUGAGCGGGUCACGGUGGAGGCCGGUCUAUGGAAGGAUCAAGCGUUGCUUCCGGGUAACAAACGAGGGAGCGUGGUGCUGCAGACGCCGAAAUGUUCCAACCGAGGGUCGCCUAAGCCCCGUUGGACGGACAAUGUAAGAGAUGAUGACAAAUGGAAGGCUGAUUACAAGAAGCUGCAGAGUCUGCAUCGAUUGGCCAACAUUGAGGCUGAUGCGCUCAAAGAGAAACGAGCCGAAGAAGAAGCACGGCGGGCCGAAGCCAAGAAGCAAGUUAAAGCGCUUGAGGAGAAGAUGGAACGUUUGAUGACUAGCGGAGGGUUGGGGAAUGACAAGCAGGUGGGCGAAACAAAUCUUAAAGAACGAUUGGAAAAAGUUGCUCUCCGUUGCACCAGGAAGGGUGUGAAAGGGUCUCCUAGGAGGACUGGAGGAAAAUCGGUGCCUAAGACUGCUCAAAAGGAGAAGGAACCUACCCCUCGUCCGAUGGCAGCCAAUAUCAACGAUCGUGCUAAGUUUGUGGAGGAGCAGAAGCACCAGCUUCGAAUGCUUCGAAAGAUUGGUUUGGAGCCACUUUGUAAAGAAGAGGGUGUGAAGAUGGGUAAGUUCGAAGAUACUGUCUGUGAUCUUGCGGAGGCACGGGCUAAGAAAACCUUUGGUGAGGGCUCGGGUACCAUGUCCAAGAGUGAUAGGAAGGCGGUUGAGGUGAGUGAUAACACCUCCAAUAAUGUCGGCGAUUCCGAGGAUGAGUCUGGGAAGUCGGUUGAGCUAUCGGAUCCUUUCCUGAGCGCGUCUUUAUUAUGAUCUUUUGCUAAUGAUUGUCAGAAAAUCUAAGAAAAUCAAGGCCUCUUGCAACC
This is a messenger RNA of Chara braunii, 1341 nucleotides long. Lineage: Eukaryota; Viridiplantae; Streptophyta; Charophyceae; Charales; Characeae. The record is from the annotation of a GenBank genome assembly.